Oppiella nova is the source of this 630-nucleotide messenger RNA. NCBI's taxonomy places the organism in Eukaryota, Metazoa, Arthropoda, Arachnida, Sarcoptiformes, Oppiidae. The record is from the annotation of a GenBank genome assembly.
CGUGAAAACGAGUGAAACGUUGAGUCGUUUUGUUGUGUUUUUGUAAACAAGUGGUGAAGACAUCGGAAGACAUCAAUGAAAGUGAUGGCCAUUACUGUGGACACCAACGAUACGCCACAAGAGGAGCGCGACUGCAGCCAAGUGUCCACUUCUGAAGUGACCACAAAUCACAUGAUGGACGCCAUCGACGACAGCGACAGUGAUUUCGACGACAACGCCAGCGAUGACCCAAAUGACAGAUAUUAUGAACUGCUGUCCACUCAGGACCUGAUGGACGGCUCGACGCAAGCGACCACUUAUUAUCCGCACAAUUACACCGUUGAAUGGGUUGAUUGGGAUCAAUACGAACAAACUCUUGAGCAACAGUCCAGUGAUGACACCAAUACCCACACGAAUUACACGCCGAGUGACAGUUCCGGGCCAUCGACUGACACACCCACUGAAGCAUCGAUUAGUGAGACAACAACUGGUCCUCCGAGUGAUCGUCAGAUAUCUCUAAGCGAUGAUCGGAUCCAUCAAAUCAAAAGUCUUAUGUCUGGCUUUGAGAUACCCAAAGACCACAUCCCUGUCUGGGCUCAGGAGGUGCCCGAAGACAACUGGAAGGCUUUCCUUUUACCCAAAUUACAGGAC